Molecule: messenger RNA, 2999 nt
Organism: Zea mays
Lineage: Eukaryota; Viridiplantae; Streptophyta; Magnoliopsida; Poales; Poaceae
Source: RefSeq, marked validated
UGGGAAGAAAUGGAUUGGAAAAGCUAGGGUUUUCGCCAUGGCCAUCGCCCACCUCCAGCUCCCCGUUGUCGAAUCCAUUCUCCCCACGCUCUCCUCCUAGCUGCGGCAUCUCACAUCGCCGAAAAAAGGGGCCCGCCCGCUUCUACUCCGCUCCCCAAUUGGAGGGUUUCCCUCCCCUUCCCCCAAAUCGAAUCGCAGCAUUACCCGCCGAGCAAGCAACCCACACCCACUCACCCGCCUUUCAAGGUUCCUACUGCGCUGGCGAUCCAGCUGGGGGCGAGCGCAGCGGUGGCGGCCGGAUAAUCCAAUGUGUAUGCUCUGCGCCGUGCAGCGCUGGUCGCGGCGCGUCGCCACCAUGCUCCCGUGGCUCGUCGUCCCGCUCAUUGCCAUCUGGGCUGCUACCCAGCUACUCCUCCCGGCCGCCUACCGCUUGGAGGUCACCUCCCCGCGCCUCGCCUGUGUCUCCGUCCUCCUCCUCACCCUCUUCUGGUAUGAGAUCCUCCUCCCGCGGCUCUCCCUCUGGCGCGCUCGUCGCUCCGCGCGCCUCCGGGAGGAGCGCCGCGCCCACGCCCUCGAGCUCCACAAGCUCCGCAAGAUUGCCACCCGACGCUGCCGCAACUGCAGCAACCCCUACAGGGAGCAGAACCCCGGCGGCGGCAAGUUCAUGUGCUCCUACUGCGGCCACGUCUCCAAGCGCCCCGUGCUCGACCUUAAUUCGACCGGGAAGGCCUCCUCCAGGUGGCCCUGCGCUCAAGAUUGUGGAGACUGGCUCGACCUGCGCUGCUCUGCCAGCCCCAGUACCUCCUUCUGGGGGUUCUCAUGGCACCUACUGUUGUCGUUUUUUACAACAACAGUGAGGUGGCUCUUGAGGAAGACAUUCAGAUUUACAUCGUCAGGUGACGGUGAGGGCUUGGGCCCAGAUGGUAAGAGGUUGGCAAAGGCAGGGGAUAAUGGAGGAAAAGCUGAGGAGAGCAGGGUCGAGAAGGCGAGGAGGAAGGCAGAGGAGAAGAGGCUGGCAAGGCUGGAGAGGGAAAUGCUGGAGGAGGAAGAAAGGAAGCAGCGGGAAGAGAUGACAAAGCUGGUGGAGGAACGCAGGAGACUGAGGGAUGAGAAAGCUGCGGCAGAGGAGCGGUCCAAAAGCGCUACCCCUGUUGGGGAGAAGGAUGCUAGGAAGGAGGCAGAGAGGCGGCGCCAGGAGAGGAGGAAGAAAGAGGACAAGGGGCCAAGCAAGAGUAAUUCAGAUUGUGAGGACAUUGAUAGACGGUUGGGCCGAGAAGGCGACAUGAAGCGGGCCUUCGAUAGAAAGAUUGAGUCUGACAGACGUGAGGGUUACAAGCCUCAUUACUUUGAAGCUAACAAUCGUAGUAAUAAGACAGUGGAGAGCAGGGCAAAGUACUUUGGCCGUAUGACGGGUGGUUUCUUAUCUUCGUCAAGAGGGUUUGGUGGUGGUUCCUUCUUUGGCAGAAGUAUCCAGGCCCCUGCCCCUCAAGUUAACAAGGUUAGUAGACCCAUAGUUCCUGCAACUGACCAGGGCAAUGCAGCCAAAAGGGAUGUCCAACAUGCAUCCACACAAGCUGCAGCCAAAUCUACUUCAGCUGGGGAAACCAGAAAUUCAUGGACUAAUUUUAAUCGACCGGUCAGCCCAAAUGUGCAGCCAGCCCCUACCAGCUUUAAAAAGUCAUGGCAUCAGCUGUUUAGUCGUUCAGCAUCAGUCUCCCCUUGUCCUGAUGCUACAACUUCAGCUCGUGAUACGAAUCAGAAGCCAGAGCCAAAUGGAGCGCAACUAAGCAAUGCUUAUACAUUCCUCUUUCAGUACCCUCCUCUUGACAGCAAGCCAAGUUCGAGCCAGUCCAUGCAAUUUCCAGGUUUUCCACCGCUUAAUGGAGCACCUCCCAAUAAGCCACUACCUCAUUUUCCUGCUGGACAUAUGCCAUUCUAUGAUGAUGCAGAAUCUGUGGUAUUUGAAGAUCCAGAACAGUUUGAGGACCCAUGCUAUGAUCCCGAUGCAAUCGCAUUGCUUGGGCCAGUUUCAGAGUCUUUAGAUAAUUUCCCUCCAGACUUGGAUUGUGGAUUCAUCUCGAGUGAUGUUGUCAAGGAAUCACAUGGGAGGCCUUCACCAAUUGAGUCUCCUCUCUCUAGGUCUCGUAUGGUUGAAGAAAAUCCUAUCAAGCCCCUGCACUUGUUAGUUGCAAAAAGGCCUGGUGGUCCUAUUCAGCCUGAGGCUAGCAGUGAGCAACGCACAUGGCAAAUGUGGAGCACACCAUUGGUUCAUGAAAGUUUAGGUCUCCAAGGUCAUCAAAGUCAGUGGCUUCAACAGACAAAUCAAUUAAACUAUAGUGCCAAUGUUUUCAAUGGCAGAACAAACGCCCCCCUGGGUACUGGUUUGAAUGACAGUGAUCCUUGGCUGCAGAAAGCACCUUUCAAGCAAUUGCCACCUGAUACUCCAAGCCUGUUCCUUCCACAUGAAAUACCAGGGAAAUUACACAACGACUUGGUUUUUGGGUCUCCAAACAAAUCAGCACGUGAACACCCCUUUGGAUCACCUGGUCCUUCUUGGCCCAAGGAGGAACUGUCGUUGAGUGGAGCCCAGGAAGGUGGUGGCCAUUUUUCAUUGCUGUCGGGCGCACAUGUUGGCGGCAGCGGAGACUUAUUUUGCUCCACAAGUCCUGAUGUGCAGUCCUUGGUGUGGUCUUUCAACGAAAAGGAGACAGCAUAGCAGGGACGGACUUUGUUGUGGAAGGAAAUGGAGGAUGUCUGACUGAGCCAAAACCUCCUUGCCUCCUCUGAGUGUCACAGGGCGGGGUUAAUCGGCGAGGAGAUAAGUAGUCUCCCUCCAUGUCCCUUGGCGCAAAGAAGAUUUGGGGGGGGGGGGGGGGGGGCAUUUUGUUUAGUAUCGACUCCUCUCACCUGACCUGUUACCACGCGCCAUCUUACUUUCACCUGAUGGGUCGUUGUAUGAACUCUGGGAUUCAAUGAAAAAUGGGGCUGAUUUGUUUCAA